AUGUCCUCGCUGCCAACGCCGUUCCUCACACGAAUCGGCCUUGUCGGACACCUUCAGAUUCAAUGCAACGACAACCCGCCGAAGCCAACUUCUCAUUCCACAAACAUCCCUUAUGUCAGCCCUGCUCAAACUCCACGACGACGACCACCAGCAUCGCUGAUGAUCCACUACCUAUACUCCGCUAGCAUCACGACCUCUAGCGAUCCUCCCCGUCGAUGGGACGACAUCCAAAACCCCGCCAUCCACUAUCAUCACAUCAACACUUCCACCUCCAGCGAUGCGGACUCGGUCCAUACCUGUCCUCAUUGCGAUCGCACGUCCGUCUCACACAUGGACCUGAUCGGUCACUUGCGGACCAGUGCCUGAAGCCCCCACAUAAACUCGCGGUAUCCACCUCAGCUGUCCGCACUGCCCCGCACUUUCACUCACCGCACGGGCCUACUAGACCUCAUGCGUAUCCACUACAGCGGAAUCCACCGCAUUAUCGACACAUCUAGUACAUCUUGCACAUCCACCAUGCCUAACCCAGUCAACAACUCAGCGCUCAUUGUGCUCACCACCACCACCACCACCACCACCACCACCACCACCACCACCACCACCACCACCACCACCACCACCACCACCACCACCACCACCACCACCAUCGCCACCGAAACCGCAUUUGACUCUCGCAUCCUUUCCUCCCUUCACUGUCCUCGUAUAUUCACCUCACACUUCGGCCCGGUCGGUCACUUGCGAAUCCAUCGCACAGGGACUGGCAAACCAGUGCCUGGAUUCCCCACAUACACUCGCCGCACCCGCCUUAAUUGCUCUCACUGCCCCAGCACUUUCAGUCACUGCACUGGCCUACGAGGCCACAUAA
Messenger RNA from Spirometra erinaceieuropaei, 865 nucleotides. The record is from the annotation of a GenBank genome assembly. NCBI's taxonomy places the organism in Eukaryota, Metazoa, Platyhelminthes, Cestoda, Diphyllobothriidea, Diphyllobothriidae.